This is a messenger RNA of Oryza sativa Japonica Group (Japanese rice), 420 nucleotides long. RefSeq names its product peptidyl-prolyl cis-trans isomerase B. Gene Ontology annotation, biological process: protein peptidyl-prolyl isomerization. The record is from RefSeq and is a predicted model, not a curated record. Gene Ontology annotation, molecular function: peptidyl-prolyl cis-trans isomerase activity. NCBI's taxonomy places the organism in Eukaryota, Viridiplantae, Streptophyta, Magnoliopsida, Poales, Poaceae.
AUGGAGCUGUACGCGGACCUGGUCCCCCUCACCGCGGAGAACUUCCGCGCCCUCUACACCAAGAAGCCGCUCCACUACAAAGGGCUUUGUCUUUCACAGCAUUAUCCCAGGAUACAUGUGGAAGGGCGGCGACUUCGUCAAGGACCAUGGCACCGGCGGCGAGUUCAUUUGCGGCGACACCUUCCCAAUGAGAAUUUCCUACUUCCACACGACCGCCCGUGGUUACCCAACGGCUCCGCCGAAAACAACAUCUCACAGUUCUUUACCCGCGUGCCCUGGUUCGAUGGCAACUACGUCGUCUUCGGCUGUAUCAUCUCCGGCUUCCACAACCUCAAGGCCAUCGAAGCGGAGGUGGAGGUCAAGAUUGCCAACCGUGGCGAGGUCGUCAUUGUCCCGCCGCCGUCGUUAACUACUAAUUAA